This is a messenger RNA of Zychaea mexicana, 1545 nucleotides long. Its product is annotated as general substrate transporter. Gene Ontology annotation, cellular component: membrane. The record is from RefSeq and is a predicted model, not a curated record. Gene Ontology annotation, molecular function: hexose transmembrane transporter activity. The coding region runs from base 1 to 1545 and encodes 514 amino acids. The transcript is spliced from 6 exons. Lineage: Eukaryota; Fungi; Mucoromycota; Mucoromycetes; Mucorales; Lichtheimiaceae. Gene Ontology annotation, biological process: monosaccharide transmembrane transport.
AUGGUCAAUCAAAAUCCCCAUAACCGGUCCGAGGAUCUUGGAUUUCCUCUAUACAUGACAUUUUGCGCCGUGAUAGCUGCUCUGUCAGGCUUAAAUGUUGGAUGGCAUAUCAGUGUACCCAACAUGCCACAGCAAGUAAUCAUCGGCUGUACCGAAGGCACUGAAUAUUUCAGUGGUCUUCCUUCUUGCUUACCAAUGACCGAAUUUACUUGGGGCUUCACCGUUGGCGCUUUCGCUCUUGGUGGUCUCGUAGGCAGUCUGGCUACUACCUAUCUCAACCUCUGGUUCGGUCGUCGCCUCAACAUUAUGAUUUCCUGCGGCUGGUUCAUUCUUGGCGGCAUCUUAUCUGCUGUAUCAAUCAAUAUCGGCAUGUACUCUGUUGGUCGCGCCUUUGUCGGCAUCGGUGCCGGUAUGUGCGGUUCCUCGGUCGCUAUCUACGUCUCAGAAAUCUCAACAAAAAAGAGUCGUGGUGCCCUUGGUAGUUUGUUUGAGCUCUUUCUGAACCUCGGUAUUCUCUUGACUCAAGUCGCUGGUCGCUAUAUGAGCUAUCCUCCCGUUUGGCGUGUACUCUGGGCUAUCCCUACCAUCAUUGCCGCCAUCCAACUUUUCAUGUUGCUUUUCCUUACUGUGGAAUGUCCCCGUCGCUUGUGUGCUGACGGCAAAGCUGACAAGGCCCGAGACUCCCUGCGACGUCUUCGCAAAGGUGCCGACAUCGAUAACGAAUUCCAAGCUCUUUUGGAUGCCCGUCAGCGCGAAGUCGACUCUGGUUCUAAGAAAAUGUCUAUCCUUGACAUUAUCCUCGUCAAGAACAGAACAAUUACCUGGAAUGUUAUCAUCGUCAUGGUUUUGCAGGCCUCUAACCAGAUUGGUGGUAUUGGUCCCAUGUCAGUCUACUCUGUCGGUUUCCUUUCCAAGAUCUUUGGUGGUGACGUUGAACUAGCAACAAACAUUUCCCUCGCAAAUGCCACUGCCAAUAUUGUCGCCACCUUCAUUUCCGUCAUCACUAUGCAUAAAGUUGGCCGCAAGGGCUUCAUGAUGAUUUCAACGUUGGGUAUGACCAUUGCUUCCGUUUUCCUCGUUAUUGGUUCCGCAGCCGACGAUGGAACCCAACGUCUCGCACCACUUAGCAUUACUGCCGCCAUUCUCUUCACCUUCACCUACAGUAUGGGCUGUGGUGUCAUUCCAUGGCUUAUUGCUCCCGAACUUAUUCCUCUCGUCGCUCUACCCCCCGGUUCCGCAUUGGGCAACGCUUCGAACUGGCUGUUCAACUUUGUAAUUAAUACCGUUUGGCCCUAUCAGGACGCCAACCUCGGCGACUACAGCUUCACUGUCUUUGCCGCUAUCAACUUUUUGCUUUUCCUGUUCGUGGUCUUGUGCAUGCCCGAGACCACACAUAGAGACCUUGACCAACAAAAACAUCAGAAAUCCAACGAAAUUGAGGAGGCCCACGGCUCGGCUGGCUCGUCCGACGGCAGCAAUAAUUCGUUUUCUGACGAUACCGAUCGCAAGGUUCAGAAAAUUGAUCACAUCGAGGAUGCACAUUAG